This is a messenger RNA of Melampsora larici-populina 98AG31, 700 nucleotides long. RefSeq lists its product as uncharacterized. The transcript has a single exon. NCBI's taxonomy places the organism in Eukaryota, Fungi, Basidiomycota, Pucciniomycetes, Pucciniales, Melampsoraceae. The record is from RefSeq and is a predicted model, not a curated record. The annotation marks the transcript as partial.
GCAUUGGUACGCGAUAUUACUUUUGCCGUCGAGAAUUCGGAAGCAAUUGCAUGUAGUUCAUCCAGUAAUAUCUGCAAUAUCAUGUUUCAUCUGCGUGGCUCCGACGACGCCAUUGGGCCGAAUGGAUCUGUGCGAAGCGUUGACGUACGCUGGUUUCCAAAUGCGAUGAUCCACGAUCUCAACAAUCUCAGUCUCAAUUACCUGAAAGACCGGGAAAAAAUUCUAGCCAUGGCCCCCAAGUUAGCCGAGGAUCCAAGGAAUUAUGUCGACAAUUAAAUUUAUACGAUUCUUCAGGAUUCUUCAUCCAGCUAGAAUCGAAACUCGCCCAUAUUGUACCAUACACUUUUUCCACGCGUUCAUGGAGUUUCUACGCAUAUAAGACCUAUCAAGACCUAUCGUCUUGUAAAAUGGGUGGAUCACCCGAGUUCAUAGCAACUCACACACAUACGUCCAAUCGAAGUUGAAGUACACCUCUGCAUCGACUGAUCAUGAAUGGUGACAACAAAGUAUAUCCCUUUUUCUUGCAUAUUUCCUCUGUUUAGAUUUAUUUCAUGUCUGGUUUCUAGAUCUUUAUCUUGUUGUUCUUACAUUACUCCUAUAAUCCUCAUCGUCUUAGUUUCAACAGUUUAUAGUGUUUUCAUUAUUCGGAUUUUUCCUCUCCUAUUCGCAAUUAAAAUGGUCUGCAUGAACCAACUUAUCC